Molecule: messenger RNA, 377 nt
Organism: Ananas comosus (pineapple)
Lineage: Eukaryota; Viridiplantae; Streptophyta; Magnoliopsida; Poales; Bromeliaceae
Product: probable lipoxygenase 6
Exons: 2
Coding region: 24-317 (97 amino acids)
Source: RefSeq, a predicted model, not a curated record
AUCAUCAUCAUCAACAUCAGAGGAUGAGGAGGAGGAGCUCGAAUCUGGGCGUGGUUGUGGCGGCGAUCAGCGAGGAGGCGGCGGUGGAGAAGAAGGUGGCGCCAGCGCCGGCGAAGACGAAGGCGCGGGCGGCGCUGACGGUGCGGAGGAAGAGUAAGGAGGACUUCAAGGACGCCAUUGCCGGUCACCUCGACUCCUUCGCCGACAUGAUCGAUCAGCUGGAGCUGCGGAAAUUGAAGUGGGAAGCAAGACAUGCGGUGUUUGUUAUUUUUUUGCUACAUUUUGAACAAGUAUUUUUUGUUAGAACUUAUGUUUGAAAUUUAAUUUGAAUUCUGAGAUUGUAAUUUGAGAGUUGAGACUAUUUGUUAUACAAAUUA